Messenger RNA from Paramuricea clavata, 233 nucleotides. The record is from the annotation of a GenBank genome assembly. NCBI's taxonomy places the organism in Eukaryota, Metazoa, Cnidaria, Anthozoa, Malacalcyonacea, Plexauridae.
AAUGCAGUUUGGGGCCUCUUGCCACUACAACCACGGCUGCAACUGGAUCCUUCAUCAAUUCUGAAUGUGAAACAGAUCGGAAACAUUGGUCAUCACGUCAACUGUCCAAAAUUAUACGUUCUUCGAUGUACAAAACGUUUCCUGCUUUAAAAAAAAUUUUACGUACUGGAUUUUUUGGCAAACAUACAGUUUAUAUACCUCGUUCAAAGACUAAGAAGAUGGUAAUGAACAAG